CAGGAUCCACCGCCCUAGCUCCGACACACAGCCACACACCGGUAGAGGAGGUAACAGUGUCCCCCCUCCUACAGGUGGACAGAGCCAGCCAAGGAGGCGCAGCCAACUCAGCAAGCCCUGCCAGCAGACGCUGUUCACACUGACCUGUGCGGACAGAUUGCGAACGAAGCCACACUCACACUCGGUGACAGCUGGGUGACACGCGUCCGCUGCCAGGCCUCUCAUUGUUGGGUCCGGAGACGACAGGAAAAUGACGUCCAAUGACCAAAAGGUCACUCGCAGAGCCAAGGUGGCUCCUGCCAAGAGGAUGAGCAGGUUCCUGAAGCACUUCACCGUGGUCGGGGACGACUACCACACGUGGAACAUCAACUACAAGAAGUGGGAGAACGAGGAGGAGGAGGAGGAGCCGGCCCCCACCCCAGCGGAGGGGGAAGGCAGUACCGUGGGCACAGAUGCUGAGGCUGGCCCUGUCCCCGCACCCAGGCCGACCCUGGACUUCAGGAACAGGCUGAGGAAGCUCUUCACUUCCCACAGGUUUCAGGUCAUCAUCAUCUGCCUGGUGAUCCUGGAUGCCCUCCUGGUACUUGCUGAGCUCCUCCUGGAUCUGAAGAUCAUUGAGCCAGACAAGAAAGACUAUGCGGUCAAGGCCUUCCACUACUUGAGUUUUGCCAUCCUGGACUUCUUCAUGUUGGAGAUUUCCCUGAAGAUCUUUGUCUUCCGCCUGGAGUUCUUCCACCACAAGUUUGAGAUCCUGGACGCCAUCGUGGUGGUGGUGUCCUUCAUCCUCGACCUCAUCCUCAUCUUUAAAAAGCACCAGUUUGAAGCUCUUGGCCUGCUGAUCCUGCUGCGGCUCUGGCGGGUGGCCCGGAUCAUCAACGGCAUCAUCAUCUCGGUGAAGACGCGCUCGGAACGGCAGAUCUUAAGGUUAAAGCAGAUAAACAUUCAACUGGCCACCAAGAUCCAGCACCUGGAAUUCAGCUGCUCUGAGAAGGAACAAGAAAUUGAGAGACUCAACAAGCUGUUGAGACAGAACGGACUUCUCGGGACGGGAACCAGCCUUCCUGAAGCUCUACCCUAGAGAAGCCGGGCGCUGGCCAGAGAGCAACUGUGUGCUGCCAAGUCCAGUCCUCAUCUUUGCCUUGGCUUGCGCUCGCUGGAUGCUGGGGACACAUCUCUGU
This is a messenger RNA of Peromyscus eremicus (cactus mouse), 1178 nucleotides long. RefSeq names its product hydrogen voltage gated channel 1 (gene Hvcn1). Gene Ontology annotation, molecular function: voltage-gated proton channel activity. NCBI's taxonomy places the organism in Eukaryota, Metazoa, Chordata, Mammalia, Rodentia, Cricetidae. Gene Ontology annotation, biological process: proton transmembrane transport. Gene Ontology annotation, cellular component: plasma membrane. The record is from RefSeq and is a predicted model, not a curated record. The transcript has 7 exons. Bases 251 to 1078 code for a protein of 275 amino acids.